Molecule: messenger RNA, 3909 nt
Organism: Dictyostelium discoideum AX4
Lineage: Eukaryota; Evosea; Eumycetozoa; Dictyosteliales; Dictyosteliaceae
Exons: 1
Coding region: 1-3909 (1302 amino acids)
Biological process (GO): carbohydrate metabolic process
Molecular function (GO): hydrolase activity, hydrolyzing O-glycosyl compounds
Source: RefSeq, a predicted model, not a curated record
AUGGAUGAUUUAUUUAAUUUAAAAGGUGAAGAUAAUAGUAAUAAUAUAGAGGAUGACUAUGAAGAGAUCUCAUUUACAGAUUCAAAUACAAAUAAAUUCAAAAAUACCAACAAUAAUAACAAUAGAAAUUUUUAUAGUAACAAUAACAAUAAUAAUAAUACAUUUUCAUUUAAUAGUAAUAAUAUAGAUGAUGAAGAUUAUGAAAAUUAUUUCAUUUCAAAUAACACACCAACUGCCACAACAACAAAUACUACCACCACCACUACUUCAUCUAACAUAAACAAUGACAUAAAUUUUCAUUUUAAUUUUGACGUUUAUGAUAAUUCAACUGUUCAUAUUAAUAAUAAAACAUUAUCUUCCAUUGAUAAUCUUUCUGCUAGUAAUAAUAAUAUUAUUAAUAAUAUUUCGUCAAAUUUUAGUAAUAUAAAUUUUAAUGAUAAUAUUGAAAAUAAUAAUACUACUAAUAAUAAUACCACCACAAAUAAUGUACAUAGUUUUCAUGACUACGAUGAAAGUUUAUUAAGUAAUUUUAAUAAUAAUAAUAAUAGUUUUAAUAAUAAUAAUAAUAAUAAUAAUAAUAAUAAUAAUAGUAAUAAUAAUAAUAAUAAUAAUAAUAAUAAUAAUAAUAAUAAUAAUACCACCAUAUCACCUACUACAACCACUACCACUACCAAUACUGCAACCACUUCGACACCAAUUAAUUCAAAUACAAAUAGUUAUAAUUAUAAUAGUAAUGGUGUUGAUUUAUUAAAUAAUACUUUUGCAAAUAGUAUGCCAGGUGAUAAUAGUUUAAGUAAUAGUGGUUUAUUUGAUGAACCAUCUUCAGUUUUACCAAAAACAACAACUACAACAACAACUUCUACUUCAACAACAGGUGUAACAAAUGGACAACAAAAUGUUGGUAAAAUUCCAUCAUCAACAUCAUCAUCAUCAAUAUUUCAAAGUUUUAGUUCAAUUAAACAUGCAAUUUUAAAUACAUCAACAGCCAAUGGAUUAUUAAAUUUUAGUACAGAUAAAUUUUGGAAAGAUUUAGGUGAGGAUCCAUUAUUGAAUCAAGACCAAGCACCAGAAUUUGAAAAAUAUUUAAGAUUAGGUGAAGACAUACCACAAUAUGCAUGGGCAAGAAGAUUAGAUAACAAUUAUCCAGAGCAUAAACAUUUUCAAGUUUCAAUGUGGCAAGGAUUGAAAUUGGUUGGUAUGGGAUAUAGAAUGUGGAAAUAUGUAAAGAAAGAAACUUCCUCUGGAAGAGUACCAAUUAUGGAUCCAUUCAAUCUACCAAAACCUGGUCCAAUCAUGGGUGUACCCAUUGGUGGUAUUGGUAGUGGUAGUAUUAAUCGUGGUUGGAAAGGUGAUUUCGUUAGAUGGAAUCUUAAUAAUGGUUUAGUUUCGAAUGAAAUCGUUGAUGUUGAUAAAUUUUCAGUUUAUAUUAAUUUUGAUAAUUCAAAUACUUCAUCAUCAUCAUCAUCAUCAUCAUCAAAUUCAUCAACACCACCACCACAAUUUUCAAAUAAUAAUAAUAACAGCUAUAACAACAGCUAUAACAAUAACAUUAAUAAUAAUGGAUUUGAUAAUAAUUUAAAAAGUAAACAAAAAGCAGUUGUAUUAUAUCCAGGUAAACCAAAAUCAAAUUUAAAUUUAGAUGUUUGGAAUUGGGGAUUAAAAGGUGAUAAUAGUUGUUAUUUUGGUUUAUUUCCAAGAGCAUGGACAGUUUAUGAAGAACCUCAUCCUGAUAUUAGAUUAACUUGUAAACAAGUUUCACCAGUCAUACCUCACAAUUAUCAAGAAUCUUCAUAUCCAUGUGGUGUUUAUGUUUGGAAAAUUGAAAAUAAUAAUCAAUAUUCAUCCGCUGAUGUUAGUUUAAUGUUAACUUGGCAAAAUAGUAUUGGUACUCAAUCUGAUCAAGAUGGUGGUCAUUUUAAUAAAUAUUUUACUUUUGGUGAUAAUGAUCAACAAUCACCAUCAUCAUCAUCAUCAUCAUCAUCUGGUAAUAAUAAAAAAAAUAUAAAAGGUAUUACUAUGAUUCAUAAAAAAGAACAAAAAUGUACAUUACCAAAUGGUAAUACAAAGGUAUUUAAUGAUCCAAUGGAAUAUUCAAUUGCAGUAAUGGAUGAACCAGAUGUUGAAAUUAGUUUUUGUGAAAGAUUUGAAACUACUAGUAGAUUGGAUGCUGCAAAUUUAUGGUAUACAUUCAAUAAGAAAGGUGAAUUGGAGAAUAAUAAAGAUUCUAGACCAUCAGCACCAAAGAAACCAAUUGGUGCCGCAGUUGCAGCAAAAGUUAAAGUUGCAGCAGGUUCAUCAAAAACAAUUGUUUUUUGUAUCUCAUGGGAUGCACCAAUCACUAGAUUCCAAAUGGGUAGUGCCUACUAUAAGAGAUAUACAAAAUUCUAUGGUAAUCAAGGUGGUAAUAGUCAACGUAUAGCUUAUGAUGCCAUUAAUAAUUGGAAACAUUGGGAUAAUCAAAUCAUUCAAUGGCAACAACCAAUUCUUUCAGAUCCAGAGUUACCAACAUUCUAUAAGAUGGCAUUAUUUAACGAACUAUAUUAUUUGGUUGAUGGUGGUACUGUUUGGACACAUGGAUCACCAAUUGAUCCGGUACCAUCACGUUACCCAACUAAAACUCAAUUGAAACAAGAGGAUACCACCGAUACGAACCAUAUUGGAAGAUUUGCUUAUUUGGAAAGUUUGGAAUAUUUAAUGUACAAUACUUAUGAUGUUAUGUUCUAUGCUAGUUUUGCAUUGACAAUGCUUUGGCCAUUGUUGGAGAUUAGUUUACAAUAUGAUAUUGCAGAUGCAACCCAAUUGGAUUAUGGUAUCAAUUGGGAGGGUAUUCAUUCAGGUCAUUUAAUGCCAAGAAAGAAACAAGGUACAGUACCACAUGAUCUUGGUAAUCCUGGUGAAGAUCCUUGGAAACGUGUAAAUUCCUAUUGUAUUCAAGAUGUUUCACGUUGGAAAGAUUUACCAUCGAAAUUUGUUCUUCAAGUUUAUAGGGAUUAUUUGGUGAUGGAAGAUAAGAAUUUCCUACUUCAAUGUUAUAAUGUAGUGGAGGGGGUAAUUCAACGUACUUUGGAACAUUUCGAUUUCGAUCAUGAUGGUGUGGUCGAUAAUGAGGGCUUUCCUGAUCAAACCUAUGAUGUUUGGCCAGCAACUGGUUGUAGUGCCUACAGUGGUGGACUUUGGUUGGCUGCAUUAAAAGUGGCAGCAGAGAUUGCCAAGAUUUUAGGUUUCAAUGAAGAUGAAUCCAUCUAUAAUGCAAUCUUUGAAAAGGGUUCCAAAUCUUUCACUAAAAAACUUUGGAAUGGUCAUUACUUUAAUUAUGAUUCAAGUAAAAGUGUUCACUCUGACUCAAUCAUGUCUGAUAUGUUAGCUGGUCAUUGGUAUCUACUAUCAUGUGGUUUGAAAUCAUAUAUGACAUUUGAUCAAGCCCUAUCCUCACUAUCAAUCAUUAAUGAAUACAAUGUCAAAUCUUAUAGUAAAGGAGUUUGUGGUGCUGUUAAUGGUAUGCGUCCAGAAGGUACAGUAGAUACAACUUGUUUACAAUCUAGUGAAGUUUGGAUUGGUACUUCAUUCUCUUUAGCAGCAACAAUGAUAUUACAUCAUAUGGAUUCUGAUGCAUGGGAUCUAGUAAAGGGUAUAGUUAAUUCAUCCUAUCAAAAAUGGGGUUUCCAAUAUCAAACACCAGAAGCAUGGGAUCAAAAUGGUUGUUUUAGAGCAGCUUCCUAUAUGAGACCACUUUCAAUUUGGUCAAUUCAAUGGGCAUUACAAAAAAGAAAAUAUUUUGAUUUUUAUGAUGAAUCUUUAAAAUCUCAACAAUCAAAUAUAAAUAAUGGUACUAAUAAUAAUAAUAAUAAUAAUAAUACUAAUAAUAAUAAUAAUAAUAAUAACAAUGGUUCAAAUUCUUUAUUAAAUUAG